GGAUCUGGAUGGGAAUGUGUUGGAGGUGUCCCCAGUCAGCAGACUGUCAGCAGCCCUGAGCCCCCAUCCAGGUCCUGUUAUUGUGGAGCCUGAAGGAAGGCAGCCAGCCCCUCAUUUCCCUAGGAGCCCUGGCCCAGAGAAGGUGUGCCAGCCACAGAGUCCCAGGUAUACAGCCUUCCUGGCCAGGCCACUGAAACACUAUAAAUAAGACCAAGGACACAGCUGGCCUUGGCAGCAGCCCAACAGGAGGCAUCUGCCACUGAGCUGCCUGUGCCUAGCCAAAUCUAGCACACUCAGCAACAGGGAACCCUUGUCCCUACUUCACAGUGGCAUAGUUAGGCCACUCCGGAGGGAGGUAUAAGCUUUGGAGCCAGGCCUCAGGGAUGGGGCAGUGCUGGUGCUGGCCAGGCCAGGCAUGCAGGGUCAAGACUUUCUUUGAGCUUAGGUCCUGGGCCUGGGGUAGUGGGGAGGGCAUCACAAGGGCCUUGUCCUUUUCCUGUGUCUCUGGGUUUCUACUCAUCUGGGAAUGAAACACUUGAGGACAGGGACAGCACAUAGGAAAAAAGCUGUGAAACAGAUGUUUCAGGACUUUUUAUUUUCGAGAAGCCAACCAACUUGUUCCCAAGGGACCACAGCAUCCAGGUGGCUUGGCCACUCUACAGCAACCCCAGCCUAGCAAGUGGGAGCCGGUCAUGGACUCACUCACAGCUCCCUCUGCCAUCACUGUGACCUCUGGAAGCAGGCCACACCUGGCCCGAGGCUCCUCAGCUGGCCUCCCAGCCCAACACUGUCUCUCCUACUUUGAAUUUGGUCCCAUUCUUUGGCUCUUACAAGCCUCAAAAAAAUUUUUUUUGGUGGUACUGGGGUUUGAAUUCGGGGCUUUGUGCUUCCUAGGCAAGUGCUCUACCACUUGAGCCACAUUUCCAACUCUUGAGCUCCUACAAUUCCCAGUGUUGCCACUUCCUAGAGCACCAUCCUCUGCGUGACAAACUCCUAUUCAUUCCUCAAAUCCUGGCCCCUGGGACCUCCUUCCAAGUGCUCUCUGAGCUCUCCCUCUGGCCUGACACUAAUCUUGGGGGACUGGGAGUGUCUGGGUGCACCUGAUUCAGGGUGGGGACCCAGAGGCUGCAGGGAGUGUAGGGUGGGAGCUGGAAGGAGACCUGGAAAGGAACAGCUGUGGGAGAGGCGUCCUGGGCAAAGGUGGGGGUGGAGGUAGUCAGACCAGAUAAAGGCUGGGAACCAGAUAAGUGGACAGGAGGUGGAGGUGGCCCCAGGGUUCCCCUACUCUGGGUAGAGACAGGACAGAGGUACCUAUGCCCAACCAGGGUCACCCUCAGAAAGCCAGAGCCAGGCACAAGGUUCUGAUCUUACUAGUUACAUGGCCAGUUUCGUGGUCCAGAGUGGGUUAAAAGGUGGAGGACCAGCAUGUGUGCAGACAUCCCCUGCCCUCUACAUACCAGUGGCUCUUGAGUGCGCUCUGAUUGAUUCUCUGGUUUCAGUGCCUGGCCAGCCUGUAGAAACUGACUGAGAGUGGCAGUUCCUUCCCCAGGUUACACAGCACAACGGGUGGUGACUGGCUGGGCUCCAGUCCUGCCGGCGCUGGCUUAAUCGCUCCAGAAAUGCCCUCUGAGGUCACCGUUUAGGGAUGCAGGAGGCCAGGCUGUUAGGCGGCUGGCUGGGGCACCCCACUGCCUGGCAGAUGACUCUGGCCUGUUUUCCUGGACUACAGCAGCUGACUCAGGUCCCUCCUUCUCGUCCACCCUACGGGAGCUCCUAGGUGUAAAGCACUGGGCCCAGCUGGCAGGAAAGGGGGCGCGGCAAGGGACUCAACUAGAAGAUCUGAGACCUAAUCUGGGGUGCGCCCGAGUCCAGGGCGAAGCCGGUGGAUCCUGGCCCAGUGACACCCAAGGGGAGCUCUCCCCCUUACGGAGCGGAGCAGGAGGCUGGGAGUCCGGAGAUGACAGGGCCCAGGCCAGCAGGCAGAGGCGGGGGCCAGCUGCGUCACCGCCCGCCUGGCCCCCGCCCCCUACCCGCCCAAACUCCACCCCGAGGGAAGGCGGCGCGGAUAAAGGCUCUGGGGACGCCCGCUGGGCCUCAGACCGGCUCGGCCGUCGUGCUCUCGCCUCUGCACGCAGGUAGCUCGAAAUUGUGGAGACCCAGGAACGGCCGCGCCCCGGUGAGUGAGGGGCAGGUUCUAGCGAGCCUAGAGGGGUAGCCACUGUAGACUGCCCAAGGUGCUCCAGUUUUUUGUUCUUUGGGCAGGCAAGGCUCGAGUUGUUUCGAGCCAGAGAGAACACCCGUCUCCUCCCCGACCAAACCCCCUACCCAAGACUACGGUGGGAGGGGCGCUGCGCAGUAGGCACCGCCCUGGCGGAACGCAGCCCCCGCCCCGCCCCUCGGGACACUCCCCUUUCCCUGCCUGUGACCUUGAACUAGUUGUGGAUAAGCCAUCAGUUUCCCCGGCUCUUCUAAGUUAUCCUCGACACGUAGACUCUUUAGUAACCCAGCGAGUUUCCCCCAGGUCCUCAAUCCGUCUCUCCCUUGCUCUGCCGCGCGGCUCCCCUUCCCCGUGGCUCCGGGAAACGUUCCCAGGCGGGACCGAUAGAGGGCACGACGGCGCUGCUGACUCACCGCUGCCCCCGAGCGGCGCGCGGGCACACCCGGGGACGCCGCGUCACAUCACGGAUCGCGAUGGCCGUCUCGGGAAACGGGCCCGGCCUGGGGGGAUGGGAAGUUACGAAGGGCGGGUUGCUGGGACGCGAGGUGGCACCGGUUCGGGAAGGGCACACCCGACUGCUGCCACGUCACCAGGUUGCAGGACGCCGCCCCGGCCGGGGGCCCCGCCCAGGCUCCACGCCUUCCACCCACGGGGGAGAGGGCGGCGGACUAGCUGGUCCCCGCGAGCCACAAGGCCCGGGACCUAAGCCAUGGGGCGCCGAGAUCAUGCUCCAGCUUCCGCUGGUGGCUGCUUCCCGGACGGACGCCGUGGGGAGGCCCCAUGAUUCCUGCUCCUCCCGGAGCCGGGAACAAUGACCCACGUCCAGGCCUGCUCCACUUGGGGGACAGUAGAGAAAGAAGACCAGUAAUGGGACCAGGGUCCCGCACCCCUCUGGGACCGCCCGCCCUUUGUUGAGGCUUCCCGGCCUUAUGAAUGGCUCCUAGCGCGGGUGGGGGCCUACUCGGAGCGGCGCCAGCCUCGCCCCCACAGUGUUUCUAUUGGGUAUCCAGGAGGUGGGGGCGGAGCUAGGGGCGGGGCGCACUGCCACGUGGGGCAGAGCCACGGCGAUUCCCAUUGGUCUGGGAGCGCGGCCAUUUGGGCGCUCGGCGCGCGCCGAUUGGUCAGCACGGAGCCGGCGGAGUAAGUAGUGAAUGGGAGGGGGCGGCGUCCCCGCCCCUUCGAACGUUGCUACAUUAUAACUUUUUUUUCUUGUUACUUUCACCCCCAGAUCCUGAGAGCAGCGGCUGCGGCGGCUGUUGCUAAGGGAGGGGACGCGGCGGGUAGCGCGACCUGAGCGGCAUAAGCACCGAGCGCAGCGGGCCACGGUGCCCCCUUCUCUGGGAUCCGGGCCGCUCCGGGUUGCCGCCGGCCACCCUUCGCAUUUAAAGAAGACGUGAGCGCGGACCCCACCCCGGGGUGCAACCCAAGGAACCGACGCGACCCCAGGGCGCCGAUUGGAUUUUUUUAUUUCCGACUCACUUUCCAUCGCUGGGACCUUAACUAGGGGCACAAGCACUGCCCCCAUCCCCAAGCGCCCGGAAGGACGACCUUGGUUUGGGGGAGUCCCGGCCCAAGAGGCGCAGCGAGGAUUGGUGGCGCCUCACAGACCCUAGUGCCCCAGCGCGCGCCGGGGAUGGAGCCGCAGCCCGGCGGCGCCCGGAGCUGCCGGCGUGGGGCCCCCGGCGGCGCCUGCGAGCUAGGCCCGGCAGCCGAGGCAGCGCCCAUGAGCCUGGCCAUCCACAGCACGACCGGGACCCGCUACGACCUGUCGGUGCCGCCCGACGAGACGGUGGAGGGUCUGCGAAAGCGGCUGUCCCAGCGCCUCAAAGUGCCCAAGGAGCGCCUGGCGCUUCUCCACAAAGACACCCGGCUCAGUUCGGGGAAGCUGCAGGAGUUCGGCGUGGGGGAUGGUAGCAAGCUGACGCUGGUGCCCACGGUGGAAGCGGGCCUCAUGUCCCAGGCCUCAAGGCCGGAGCAGUCUGUCAUGCAAGCCCUUGAGAGUUUGACGGAGACCCAGCCCCCAGCGGCGCCCGGACCGGGCCGGGCUGGCGGAGGAGGCUUCCGGAAAUACAGAUUCAUUUUAUUUAAGCGUCUGUGGCACCGACAGGGACCCCAGAGCCCAGAGAGGGGCGGCGAGAGGCCCCAGGUCAGUGACUUCUUGUCUGGCCGAUCACCGUUGACCCUGGCUCUUCGAGUGGGGGAUCACAUGAUGUUCGUCCAGCUGCAACUAGCUGCCCAGCAUGCUCCACUACAGCACCGACAUGUGCUGGCUGCUGCAGCCGCUGCAGCCCGUGGGGACCCCAGCAUAACCACCCCUGUGUCCUCUCCCUGUCGGCCAGUGUCCAGCACUGCCCGAGUUCCCCCAGUGCCCACCAGCCCUUCUUCCACAUCCCCCUCACCUGUCACAGCUGGAUCCUUCCGAUCCCACGCAGCCUCUGCCACCUGUCCAGAGAUGGAUUGCUCCCCACCGGCCAGCAGUGGUGUGAGCCCUGGAGCCAGCACCACAUCCACCCCCCGCUCCCGCAAACCCGGCGCUGUCAUUGAGAGCUUUGUGAACCACGCUCCAGGGGUCUUCUCAGGGACCUUCUCUGGCACACUGCACCCCAACUGCCAGGACAGCAGCGGGCGGCCCCGGCGUGAUAUUGGCACGAUUCUACAGAUCCUUAACGACCUCUUAAGCGCCACGAGGCACUACCAGGGCAUGCCCCCCUCACUGACCCAGCUCCGUUGCCACGCCCAGUGCUCGCCUGCCUCACCAGCCCCAGACCUCACCCCGAAAACUACCUCCUGUGAGAAGUUGGCAGCGGUGCCCCCUGCCUCCCUGCUGCAGGGCCAGAGCCAGAUCCGCAUGUGCAAGCCCCCUGGAGACCGGCUGAGGCAGACAGAGAACCGCGCCACGCGCUGCAAGGUAGAACGUCUUCAGCUCCUGCUGCAGCAGAAGCGCCUGCGCAGAAAGGCCCGGCGGGACGCACGCGGUCCUUACCACUGGCCGCCCAGUCGCAAGGCUGGCCGCAGCGACAGCAGCAGCAGCGGGGGAGGAAGCAGCCCCAGCGAGGCUGCUGGCUUGGGCCUUGACUUCGAGGACUCCGUUUGGAAGCCAGAAGUCAACCCUGACAUCCAGUCCGAAUUCGUGGUGGCUUAGAAUCUGGCACUAUGGCUCCUCGAACCCCAGCUCUAGGCACCGACCGAGAGGCCAAAUGCAAGUGUGUGGGGCCCAGCUCUGGAGGGCAGGCGGUCACUUCCCUCCCCCACCCACCAGCCUUUUUCUUUUUAAAACUCUCACCCUGGUUGUACCUUCUGCGUUCUCCUCACGUGCCCACCUCUUCCUCCUUCACCAUCUCUGGCGGCCUCUGUGCUGGGUCCUUCCUCCCACCUUCCCCAGCUCCAAAUAUGUAGCAGUCUUUCCAGAUGGCUGAGAGCGGAGGAGACCAGGAAGCCGCCCCCACCCCUUCCAUUCUGCCUCCCCCCCACCCGAUUCAGGUUUUAACUCAAAAAUGUAGAUGCCUCAUUAUGCACUUUACAGAUGAGGGGAGGGGGCGGAGAGAAGAGUCCCCUUCUGCAGACCUUGGCCUCCACCCCGGGCCAGCAGGACCCAGUGGGCCACGGCACACAGAGACCCACAUGUCACUGGGGAGGAAUAGCCCACAAAGGGACUGUUUUCCACAUUUGUCUACUUUUCUCUUGGUCUCUUUUUCCAUGUGAAGCUGUUGCAGCAGUCUGGCCUUGCUGUCUUUGGUCGUGUGGAGAUACGGGACCCUUUCUUGUCUGAAAGGAAACUGGGAAUAGUCCUGGCCCACCCAUUCUGGUCAUCUGGCCAGGACUGUACUGUUUCCUCCACCGCCUUCCUGCCCCCUCCCUCUAUUUCCCUGACCUCCCUCCCGCCUGAGCUUGGGGACUAUUUAUAGACUAUUAAUUUUCUGACUGAGCCAAUAGUGGUUGGGAAUCUCUUGAAAAACUGGGAUACAAAUGGUGGGGGUGGGGUGACGCCCCCAUCCCUCUCCCUUCCGGUCCAACCUGAGGAGUGUGGACUGGGGUUCCUCACCUGCAGCCAGGAUGGGGAUGGGGGUGCUGAGCUGUGAAUGCCCUGAGUAGGGGCACCGCUGUGUAGCAUUAACCCCCCCCUCAGGGGGUGGGGUCUGCUGCUGGUCUAAUUUGGACCCUCCCCACUCAGUGCCCAUGCCCUGGGAGGUCUUUAGCCCCAGGAGCAGAGGGAGAGAGCCCCCCCUUACUAGGGCCAUUUCAAUG
This is a messenger RNA of Castor canadensis (American beaver), 6463 nucleotides long. The record is from RefSeq and is a predicted model, not a curated record. NCBI's taxonomy places the organism in Eukaryota, Metazoa, Chordata, Mammalia, Rodentia, Castoridae.